UGGCGGCGUCGCUCAGCUGGGCGCGCUCAUGUGGUUGCAAACACACCCUUCUACGGCUAUGCUAAACCGUAGUAGUAGCUAAUCAUUGGUUACUGUGUGUAUAAAUAAACUAUGGUAUAUAACAUAUAGCAUAUAGCCAGUAUAGCAGGAUCACAUAUGUAAACUGCAAUAAAUACAACUGUUGUGACGCAUAGACGCAAAUAUCUCGACGACGCAACGCUAGUCAGUCAGCCAGCCAGCCUGGGCUGGAUUUGUUGUCUUUAAGGCUGGCCAUUCCCAGAUCGGUGGAAAAAUAUGUCGCGUUUUAAAUCUGGUGCUAAAAUAAACCCAAAAUCUGGGUUUGCCAAGGAAAAAGAGUCCCCAGUCCCCCACGGGUUACUGAAAUCGGCAAGAAAAAGUGGCCAGCUUAAUCUAUCUGGACGCGGGUUAACCGAAGUUCCUCAGAGUGUAUGGAGGCUGAAUAUCGAUACCCCAGAGGAGGCAAACCAGAACCUGUCUUUUGGAGCCGCGGAUCGAUGGUGGGAGCAGACUGACCUAACCAAGCUGAUCCUGUCUUCAAACAAGCUGGAGCUGUUGUCAGAGGAUGUCAGCUUGCUGGCUGCUCUGGUGGUUUUGGAUGUCCAUGACAAUCAACUCACCAUCCUUCCCAAAACUAUCGGAGAGCUGCAACAACUUCAGAAACUAAAUUUAAGCCAUAAUAAGCUGAGGGAAUUGCCAGAGCAGCUGUGGAGUCUGACGAACCUCCGUAGUCUGCAGCUGCAGCAGAACGUCCUGGAGGUGCUCCCACAAGGAGUAGGACAGCUGGCUAAUUUAGACGAGCUGGAUCUCUCUGGGAACCAGCUGAUAGAGGUGCCUGACAGUUUAGGAGGCCUCAGUAACCUUGUGAAACUCAACCUCUCCCACAACAAGCUGAAGAGCCUUCCCCUUGGGAUCAGUGGCAUGACGAAUCUGAAGCUCCUGGACUGCACCCGCAAUCAUCUGGAGAACGUCCCACCGGUCUUGGCUCACAUGACAUCUCUGGAGCAGCUCUACCUGAGGCACAACAAGCUGCGUCUGCUUCCCGAACUCUCGUCCUGCAAGAUGCUGAAGGAGCUACAUGUCGGCAACAACCAGAUAGACUCUGUGGAGGCUCAGCAGCUGAAGCACCUGACCGCUCUUAGCGUUCUGGAGCUGCGGGACAAUAAGGUGAAGAACCUGCCCGAUGAGGUCACCCUGCUGGAAGGUCUGGAGCGCCUGGAUAUCUCCAACAAUGACAUCAGCAGCCUGCCGUAUGCCCUUGGCAACAUGACCAAGCUGAAGAUCCUGUGUCUGGAAGGCAACCCUCUGAGGACCAUUCGCAGAGAUCUGUUAACGAAAGGCACUCAAGAGCUCCUAAAAUACCUGAGGAGUCGUGUAGAAGAACAGCCAGAUGGAAAUCCCCAAGAUGUCCCACAAACUGCAAUGACACUUCCAAGUCAAGCGAAGGUCAACGUUCAUGCCAUAAAGACACUGAAGACAUUGAACUACAGCGAGAAGCAGGAAACUUCAGUUCCUGAUGAGGUGUUUGACGCAGUUGGAAAAGAUCCCAUUUCCAGUGUGAAUUUCAGCAAGAAUCUGCUGUGUACAUUCCCAGCCAGGAUCAUGGAGCUGAAGGACACAGUUACUGACAUUAACCUAGGGUUCAACAAGCUGACCAGCCUCCCAGUGGAAUUCUGCAUGCUGCUGGGCUUGGUGCACAUAGAUUUCAGAAACAACCUUUUGGAAUCCCUGCCCGCGGAGCUGGAAUCCUUAACUAAACUCAGGAGUGUAAUUUUAUCCUUCAAUAGGUUUAAGGUCUUCCCAGAGGUGUUGUACCGGCUUCACACUCUCGAGACGAUUUUAUUCAGCAACAAUCAAGUAGGCAGCAUUGACCCCAUAAAGUUGAAAGAUCUGGAAAGGCUGUCCACCCUAGAUCUGCAGAACAAUGACAUCCUGCAUGUUCCCCCGGAGCUGGGCAACUGCACCAGCUUAAGGGCCCUAAUGCUUGAUGGGAAUCCCUUCCGCCAUCCUAGGGCUGCGAUCGUGGCCAAAGGGACAGACUCUCUCCUGGAGUACCUCAGAAGCAGAAUUCCUUCAUAGUGUUCUGCGGUAUCAGAACCACCACCACUUCAUCCAAAUUAUGGAGAGUGACACACAAACAUUCUGUGCUUAAGACAUAAAAGAUUUUCAAAUGUUUUUUGACCCCAGAAGAUUUAGUCAUGCCUGGGACGAGGCGGUACCUUUUCUGCACUUAUCAUUCCUGUGCCUAGGCGAUACGUUUCCCUUUGCUAAAGUCAAGAUACAGACUCUUCUUUGUAACCAAUAUUCAUAUUUUAAAUGACUAUUAUUAUAGUCAGAAUUAAGUUGUGAUGAGUCUUGUACAUGGUCCAGAUUUUCUAUGAAUAUAAUCUUCAUCACACAACAGUGGCCUGUUUGAUGGCAAGCAAGUACUUUUUGUAUAAUUUCACACUGAACUUACAGUAUCUCACCCAUUUGUUUUUACUCUCCUGAAAUGUACUAGCCAACUUUUAGACAGACAAAAUACUGCCAACGCCAAGGUGACUUUGGGAGGAUGAAGUGAUUUUAUAAAAUGGGCAAAAUCCUUAAACAUCCUGAACAAUCUGACAGCAGCGUUUGAAUGUUUGUAGGUGAUUAUAACUACCACUGCCUGUAUAUGUUUGUGAGUGUGUAGUGUUGCCUGCUUGUUGUGGUAUAUGAAGAUAAAAUAAAAAUUGCUUGCUAAA
This is a messenger RNA of Brienomyrus brachyistius, 2741 nucleotides long. RefSeq names its product leucine rich repeat containing 40 (gene lrrc40). The transcript has 15 exons. Gene Ontology annotation, molecular function: protein binding. The coding region runs from base 295 to 2097 and encodes 600 amino acids. The record is from RefSeq and is a predicted model, not a curated record. NCBI's taxonomy places the organism in Eukaryota, Metazoa, Chordata, Actinopteri, Osteoglossiformes, Mormyridae.